UUCUCAUCAAAUUUUCCAUUGCUUUCACUUCUUCUAUAUAUAUAAACCUUCCUCAAAAAGGGUUCCUCUGCAACUAACCAAAUCAACAAAUUUCAUUUAUAUCUCUAGCUAUAUCUUCUCCUUGUAUUCUUCUUCUCAAGUUUCUAUACACAUAUGCAGGGCUCAUCAAUGAAUUCUAUGAGAAAACUUGUCCCUGAGAGAACUUGCUUUUUUGGUGAUGAUGAUGAUGAUCAUGGUUGUGCUGAAGAGAGUGGUUGGACUAUGUACUUUGAGGAUUUCUUUGCCCAAAAAAACAAGAAGAAAACCAACAUUAAUGGUGAAAACAGUUGUUUCUCUUAUGAUAAUGAAACUUCUUCUCUUGUUUCUGAUGCUGCUUCUUUGGUUAUGAAGAAGGAAAACGAUUCUGUUGAUAAAGAUGAUAAUACUAAUGAAGAAGCAGCUGCUGCUGCUGUUGGGUUAUCCAUAAAUAGCAGAUUUAAUUAUGGCAGGUUGAGUUUCAAGAAGAGAAAAACCAAAGGAGCUUUGGUUGCUGAUGAUGCUUUGGAGGAUACUGCUAGUUCUCCUGUCAAUAGUCCCAAGAUUUAUGAUCUGAUUAUGAUGAAACGGUUAAACAAGAGCACAAAGCAGGGAGAAAACAUGGACAUUAUUUCGUCAUCACCAUCACUGCAGGAAAAAGAAGGAAGAGGCCCAACAAGGCAGAUAGAAGAGGAUUUGGGUUUUACUGGGAAAGAAAGUGACACUGCAGAACUGAAGAAAAAGGGUCUUUGUUUAGUUCCUUUGUCUAUGGUAGUGAACUUCUUUGCUUGAUUUUCUCCUUCUCUAUCCAUCCAUGGAUUUAUGAUGGACUACUGCCUGUGGUUUUGAAAUUGGCAUGCAGAA
Messenger RNA from Hevea brasiliensis (rubber tree), 879 nucleotides. RefSeq names its product vascular-related unknown protein 4. Gene Ontology annotation, biological process: xylem development. The transcript is spliced from 3 exons. Lineage: Eukaryota; Viridiplantae; Streptophyta; Magnoliopsida; Malpighiales; Euphorbiaceae. The record is from RefSeq and is a predicted model, not a curated record. Bases 154 to 807 code for a protein of 217 amino acids.